Racocetra persica is the source of this 373-nucleotide messenger RNA. NCBI's taxonomy places the organism in Eukaryota, Fungi, Glomeromycota, Glomeromycetes, Diversisporales, Gigasporaceae. The record is from the annotation of a GenBank genome assembly.
AGACUAUCUUAGCAAAACAGCUCAAAAAGUAGAAAGUCUCUUAAAAACUGAAGAGAAAGAGGAAUCGAAAAAAGAAGCAAUGAGUAUAGAAACACCUGAUAAGCAAGAGAUAAAGGAUAUCUCUUAUAGUACAGAUGAUAAAAUGGAAGAUACUCAAAAAGAAACUAAACAAGUAACCACUUUUUUAGAAACAGAACUUACAACAAGAGAUGAGCUUGCAUUAGAUGGUCUAUCUUUUAAAGAUAAUAACAAAGAGAAUAACUCUUCUCAAGAGAAUAUAUCAUCAGCAAUUUUAAUAGAAGAAGACUUUACAACUAUAUCCUACAAGAGGAAAAAAAAACAAACAAAUCAAAAUAUACAUAAGCAAGCAAUA